AUGACUGAUGACUUAAUGAUACUAAAAUCUCCUCUGAAUUUCAGAAAAAAUUCUGAAUAUGAGCCUUAAAGAAUUCUAGUUGGAGUUACAGGUGGUUCAGCGGCUGGCAAGACCACUUUAUGUGAGACUAUAAAAAGAGAGAUACAAUUUGAUUCUGAUGUCGAUAUGACAAUUUUAUCCUGUGAUUCUUUUUACAAGGAAGUUGACAAAACCAAAAUCGAUAUAACUCAAUAUAAUUUUGAUCAUCCAGACUCCAUUGAUUGGGAUUAUGCAUUUCAAGUAAUUUCUACUUUAUUAUCUGGUAAACCAUCGAAAAUACCUAAUUACUCAUUUGUUACCUAUAAAAGAGAGAAUGAAGAUGGAAUCAUUAUACCUGCUCAAGUUAUUGUAUUUGAAGGCAUUUUAGCGUUGUAUGAUGAAAGAAUUAGAAAUUGUAUGUCAUAUAAAAUAUUCAUACAUUGUGAUGAUGAUAUCAGGCUGUGUAGAAGAAUCAUUAGAGAUGUUAAUGAGAGAGGAAGAAACGUAACAAGCGUCCUAUUUUAAUAUAGUUAAUUUGUUAAACGCUCCUUUGAAAAUUUCAUUUAACCAUUUAUGAGCUAGGCUGAUCUUAUUAUUCCAGGUCAUAGAUCAAAUCAUGUAUCAGUGGCUUUUAUUGUGAACCAUCUCAAAAAUAUGGCAAAAUAGAAUGGAUUGCUAAGAGAGAAGUUAAAUACUUAACUUUAUUUUGGGGAUAUUUUAUAUUCAGUUGAUGGUUUCAUGCGCAAUAGAACUUAAAUGGAUUUCACAAAAUAUGAUUCAAAUUAUAAAUAAUUAUUUUUCCCUGAAGAACAAUUUAAAAAUGAAUUGCUUUACAUAACCUAAAAUUUCUUAGGGGGAUAAUUAUAGACAAAGAAAGCUAUUUAUAAAAUGAUUAAACUCUGUUUUAAAUAAACCUUCAUUAUGUUCGAAAAAUGUUUAGCAUAAAAUAAAUAAACAUUUGAUUAAGUCAAGUGUUAUCAUUUAAACGAUUUAUUGAAGAAAGAUUUCAUUCCAGAUAAGGACUUUUCUACAAUAAUUGUGGCUGUCCCAUAUAUGUUUAGAAAUGGUACAUAGAAACUACAUUUAGUAGAAGAGAAGUUAAAAUAAUUUUAGCAUAUUCAAUUGAUUGUGAUUAAUAUUUUUUCAGAUAUCAAAGCAGUGACUGAUAUCAAUUGGACGUUUAAGAGAUUGAAAAUCUUGAUCAAUGCAUUUUUAGUAGGUAAAUUGGAUAAAUUAAAAAGUCUUUUAUUGAUUCAACAGGAACAAGAACCUGAUAUCAUGUUUUAGCAGGACAGAUUUUAUAAAAAAUUGUUAGAGUUUGUCAAUAAAAAACAACAAAAAAAUCUAACAAAUUAAGAUGAUGACUAUUGUUGA
Messenger RNA from Paramecium tetraurelia, 1392 nucleotides. RefSeq lists its product as uncharacterized. Lineage: Eukaryota; Ciliophora; Oligohymenophorea; Peniculida; Parameciidae. Gene Ontology annotation, cellular component: cytoplasm. The record is from RefSeq and is a predicted model, not a curated record. Gene Ontology annotation, molecular function: kinase activity; ATP binding. The transcript is spliced from 4 exons.